AUGAGGGAGGAGGCAGGAGGCCGCGCACCGGCUAGGACUCUGCGAGCGCGGCCCGGGCUGGGCCUGCGGAGCAGCUACAAAGCCCAACCCAGGCCGCUAGCCCGGGCACACUCACCCGCGACCGCGGAAACGCAGCUGACAAUGUCCGCACUUCCGGAGGGAGGGACGAUCCGCAGCCGAGCCAAUGGGCGCCUUCAACGGGGACGACAAAGGCGCGCUUACGUCAGCCCGGGGUCGCACAGCACGCAGCAGCGUUUCCCAGGGGCGCGGCGAGGCUUCCGGCUCUGCGGCCUGCAGGUAGCGCGCAAGUCCUGCGCGUCCCAGGUGCCCAACUCAAAGCUCCGCUGCGGAAAGAAAGCCUGACCUGACUACACCCAGACCCAGAACGCAGGAUUAAAAUUCAGAACGGUCUCGGUAAAGGAUGCCUGUGCAAACGGCGCGGCACCCACACGGAAGGUGGCAGCUAGGCCGUUGAGGCAACUGUGGAUAAGCUAUUAGUUUUGCUGGUUUCUUAAAUUCAAGGGCAGAGCAAACUAACAUUAAGGCCAACUUUACAAACAUCAGUUGCUUAAAAGAAGCAGUUACAUCACUUUAUAAACGAAAAGUACUGACACUCGCUAGGAUGUCAGUACGUGUUGGUGAAGUUGUGUGAAAACUGGGACCCUCAUAAACCGCUGGUGGAAAUGUAGCGUGCAGCCUUUUUGGAAAUAUUUGGAAGUUCCUCAGAUGUUUACUCAGGUAACCUUAUGAUCUAGCAAUUCCACUCUAGUAUAUACUCAAGAAAUGAAAACACAAUCUGCACACAAACGUUCACAGUAGCAUCGUUCCUAAUAGCAAAAACAAAACCCCUUUAUCAGUUGACGAAAUGAUACAUGUUGAGCAUCAACCUAAAAAGCUUCAAAACCUGAGCCUGAGUGCUGUUAUCAUACUCAAAGGCAAUGCUCAAUGGAGCCAUUUCCAACUGGGGAUGAUCAAAUGGUAUAUUCACAUACUGGAUUAUUCUGCAAAGAAAACCACUGCAAAUUCCUUUUGGGAUAAUGAAACUUUUUGAGACAGGGUCUUGUUCUAUCUUGCCCACGUUGGGGUGCAGUAGUGCCCACUGCAGCCUCCCACCUCAGCCCCCCAAUUAGCUGGGACUACAUGGAAGUGACACCACACUUACUUUUUUUUAAGAGACAGGGUUCUGACAUGUUGCCCCGGCUGGGCUUGAACUCCUGGGCUCAAGCAGUUAGCCUCCACCUCCCAAAGUACUGGGGACUAUAGAAAUGAGCCACUGUGCCCAGCCAUGAAAAUGGUUUUUAAUGGUGCAGGGUAAACAAUCUGUGUUUCUAGUUCUAAUGCUAAAAAAUCCUCAUUUGAUCCAUCUUGUAAGGACACUUGAAAUAUGUUCACUAAUAAAGACAACCAACAUUCUUUUCCUUUUAA
Messenger RNA from Pan troglodytes (chimpanzee), 1425 nucleotides. RefSeq lists its product as uncharacterized. The record is from RefSeq and is a predicted model, not a curated record. Lineage: Eukaryota; Metazoa; Chordata; Mammalia; Primates; Hominidae. The transcript has a single exon. The coding region runs from base 1 to 363 and encodes 120 amino acids.